This is a messenger RNA of Symbiodinium sp. CCMP2456, 1782 nucleotides long. The record is from the annotation of a GenBank genome assembly. Lineage: Eukaryota; Dinophyceae; Suessiales; Symbiodiniaceae.
AUGACCGGUCAGAACGGUGGUGCGCCCAACAACCCGGAGAACAACUUUUGGUUGUGGGGUAUUUGGGGCAAGCGUGUUGUCAAGGCCCCCUUCCUGACGCAGAAAGUGCCGGGAAAGCUUCGCGACAUUAUCAUUGGGCAGAAUUUCAUCAUUGCACUCAAGGAGGAUGGCAGCUUGGUGUCUUGGGGUGAAGAUAAAGUUGGAUGUCUUGGGCUUGGCACCGAACAGGUCAAUGUGCAAGACCCCAAGAAGAUCAACUUCCCCUCUGACUUCAAAGGAAAGAUAGUGGAUAUCAAGUAUGGUAAGCACCAUGUGCUCGCGCUGACGAGCCUCGGGAAGGUCUAUGCGUGGGGCCUGAACGAGAAGGGCCAACUCGGUCUGAGUGACCAACAGAAUCGUUACGAGCCCGUCGCAGUGGAGGAGCUCAGGCCGUACACUGUCACACAAAUCUUGGCAGUGGACAACAUGAGCUAUGCAUUGACCAGUCAUGGCAGAGUGUACGCUUGGGGCGAUAACACUGACGGCUGUUUGGCACUGGAGCAUGACAAAGCUGUGGUGGACAAGCCGGAACCUAUGAUGCGAAUGCAGGGCACGGAAGUGCAGAAGCUUGUAGUCAGAGACUGUGGUGGAUCUGGGGGCAAGGGGAAGACCGUCAUUGCUUUCGUGGAGCUCGCUGAGCCACUGCCGCCCAAAGAUACCAUCGGUGGCUUUGAGCAACCCCUGGGUGGAGCAGAGGCCGGCCAAGAGAAGGUGGUGUUGUCUGAUGUUAUGGAAAGGGAUAUCUUCGAAGGUGUUGAUCUCAUGAGACAAGUCAUGGACAACACGCAGGACUGGUGGGAACACAUCUUGAAGGUGAGACAUGGAUCGCCGUACAACGACAACCCACUGCAGUCGGAUGAUUCAGCCGACAAGAAGGAUCAGGAUGGCUGUACAGCGAUGCAGUUGGAUACCUACGUUGGCUUGGAUCAGCUAGAAGAUGCUUCCUACGAGCUUGACAAAUUCAUUCAAUCCGCACGGUCACAGCUCUUCGAGAUACGAAAGAAGAAGGGCACCAAGAACGUGAAGUUCAUGCUAUCUCUGUUCAUGGAUGAUUGCAAACUCCGACGGGAAAAGAUCCGCAGAACUGUUGCAGCUCGCCAGCUGAUUGAGCACAAGAGAGCGCAUGCAUCUGCUGGAGCAGACGAUCCUUUCAGUAUGGGCAGAGAUCGAGCUGAUACCUACCUACAGCAGGAGCCGGAGAUCAUUUCUCAAAAGCUGAGAGCAGUCAGGGAUCUGAAAUCCUAUGACAUAUUUACGAAGGUGCUCCAGGACAGCAUUGCCGAAAUCUUCGAAGCCAAGCUGCAGGUGUUGGGAUUGCAGAACGAGGUCUUGAAGGUCAGAUCUGGAAGACCCGGAGACGUUUCCAUGCCCAGCCUUCGAAUCAUCAUGGAGAGAUGGGCAGACUUGAAACGCUUCUCAAUAUACAAUCUCUACCAGGAAUGUAACCUGAGAGGGCAGGGGCUCACUUUCAAUUCUGACGAUGAAAUGUUUUCGUUUUUGGUGUCAAGCUCUGAUGCCAAGAUAGACCAGAUUAUUCAGAUAGACCACGACCGCUUGGUGUCAAGAGACAGCCAUGUCCCAGGCCUCUGCUACGAGCUUCUGACGGAGAACGCCGAGCUCAGGAAGAUGUGCAAUGCCUACCAGCUAAAAGUCCUCCUGCAAAAGGCCGAGGCAGAGGGCCAAAAACAACCAGUGGCUUCGCGGAGCGGGACAAGACACGCAACCGAGCUGACGACUGUGUAG